AUUAUUACUGUAUAAUGUACUUAUUAUACAAUGUACUAUAAGGAUAUACAUAUCACAUAGUAGAUGCCAUAUUAUAUACAGUAUUUAGUCAUAAAUAAAUAUUAAUACGUGUAAUAAGCAUAUUCGAAAUGGUUAAGACCCUCAUAAUUGAAAUUAGUAGCGGUAUACCUUUGAAUUUUGUUGAGUUGGUUGAAAUGGAACUUGAAAUUUUAACAAUUGCCCUAAUAACUGCCGCAUCUUUUGGAGUAGCAUGCUUUUUCUCUAUGUUAGGACCCUUUUUCCCUAUUAUGGCCUUAAAAAAAGGAGCGUCUUUGACUCAAAUCGGUUUUAUUCUAGCAGUUUUUCCUUUGGUUGUUGCUUUUAUCUCUCCGAUUGCAGCUAAAGCGGUUCGUGAGACGUAUUUAUUUUUCUCUAGAUUAUUUAAAGGUUAAUUAAGACCGUUUUUAGAUGGUCUUUAUCGGGGUGAAGAGAAUGUACGUUACAGGUGUCGUUGGAACUGGCCUAGUCUCAAUUAUUUAUGGCACAAUAGAAUGGAUGCCUCAAGGUUAUGUUGCUAUUUUUGCGAGUUUCACCUUAAGGGCUGCUGAAGCGUUUUUUGCCGCUCCAGCAAUGGUCGGCGUAAUGACAUUGGUUUCGUUAACUUUUCCCCAGAAAAGAUCUUCUAUUGCCGGCAUAUCCGGAGCUGCUCAAUCGAUAGGAAUGCUACUAGGGCCAAGUAUAGGUUCUUUCCUGUACGCAAGAGGAGGCUUUCAUCUGCCAUUUUUUGUUACGGGUACUAUGUAUACGUUAAUAGGUCUUGUAAUGAUGCCACUUUUACCAUCCCCAAGCCGUUCACCGGAAAUCUCACAGAAAUCAGAUUUAACGAGAAAAAUGCUAUGCAACUCGAUUGUUAUGAUAUUAUGUUCAAGUCUUGCCGUUAUAUAUUCGGCAAUAGGCUAUCUUAGCUCUACUCUAGCAAUCCACCUUAAGUCCUCUCUAGGAAUGAACGAAUACGAAAUAGGUUUCACAUUUUUAAUAGCCCCAGGCAUUAUUGCAAUAGGAUCCCCUAUGCUUGGGAGAUACAGCGAUAAACGAAAAAACGGAUUAAACAUUCUGCUAUACGGAGGUCUAUCGCAUGUCGUUGGAUUUCUCCUACUUGUGCCUUGGAAUAUGAAUAUAUCAACCAAUUAUCGUAUCUUUAUUGCUCUAACUUUACUAGGCUUCGGUCUUAGUUCCUUAGUUGUUAUUAUGCAAGUUAUGACGGAAACAGUUGGCCUACCGCCGGACGAUAUACAAAGCCAAACAUCAAUAGCAGCUUUUGUUAAUACAUCCAGAUUUAUUGGUGAAUUCUUUGGCAUGAGCGGUGGUGGAAUCCUUAUAGAUAACUUCUCUUUUACAACUGGAUGCUAUGCGAUGGCUGCUUCUAAUUUGGUAUGCGUUGUCUUAAUGGCAGCAAUGAGGAAAAUUACAGUGUGA
Molecule: messenger RNA, 1455 nt
Organism: Dimorphilus gyrociliatus
Lineage: Eukaryota; Metazoa; Annelida; Polychaeta; Dinophilidae
Source: the annotation of a GenBank genome assembly